Messenger RNA from Notolabrus celidotus (New Zealand spotty), 4082 nucleotides. RefSeq names its product nicalin (gene ncln). Gene Ontology annotation, biological process: regulation of signal transduction. Lineage: Eukaryota; Metazoa; Chordata; Actinopteri; Labriformes; Labridae. Gene Ontology annotation, cellular component: endoplasmic reticulum membrane. The transcript has 15 exons. The record is from RefSeq and is a predicted model, not a curated record. Bases 146 to 1879 code for a protein of 577 amino acids.
UGCCUGAUCAGAAUCAUCUAUCAGUUACCACGGCUCUGCUUAGCUAGCUCUACUGGGUCCCUAGCUAGCUGUCACAGUAGCAGAAAGCGGUGACAGCUGAAAAUAGUGUUUUAUCCUUGGCUGUGCGCAGAAUACAACCGCCACGAUGUUUGAGGAGGCUAGUGAAGUGUUCGAUAACAUGUUUAAAUCCUCUUUCCCCCUCACCUUUAUUGUGUUUAUCCCCGCGGUGCUGAUCCUGGUGUCCCCGCUCCCGGCCGAGGCUGCACAUGAGUUCACGGUGUAUCGCAUGCAGCAGUACGACCUGCAGGGGCAGCCCUACGGUACCAGGAAUGCCAUCCUGAACACGGAGGCCCGUACUGUGGAGGCAGAAGUACUAAGUCGUCGUUGUGUUAUCAUGCGGCUGGCAGACUUCUCUUAUGAAGAGUACCAGAAGGCCUUGCGGCAAUCAGCUGGUGCUGUUGUCAUCAUCCUACCCAAGAACAUGUCUGCUGUGCCCCAGGACAUAGUACAGCAGUUCAUGGAGCUUGAGCCAGAGAUGUUGGCCACAGAGACCAUUGUCCCAGUCUACUUUGCUGUGGAGGACGAUGAGCUGCUGUCCAUCUACACCCAAACCUUGACCUCCUCCUCCUCACAGGGCUCCCUAUCAGCAGCUGAAGUGCUGCUGCAUACAGCCACAGCCAACGGCUUCCAGAUGGUCACCAGUGGAGCUCAGAGUAAAGCCGUCAGUGACUGGGCCAUCACCAGUUUAGAGGGUCGCCUGGCUGGAGUCGGAGGAGAGGAUUUGCCCACUAUAGUGGUGGUUGCUCACUACGACUCCUUUGGUGUUGCACCAUGGCUGUCGUACGGUGCAGACUCAAACGGGAGUGGAGUGUCCAUGUUACUAGAGCUGGCUCGUCUCUUCUCAAAACUUUACACCUACAAGAGAACGCACGCAGCGUACAACCUCCUGUUCUUUGUGUCUGGAGGAGGAAAGUUUAACUACCAGGGCACAAAACGUUGGCUGGAGGACAAUCUGGACCAUACAGACUCCAGUCUGCUGCAGGACAACGUAGCCUUCGUCUUGUGUUUGGACACUCUAGGAAACGGAGACACCCUGCACCUGCACGUGUCCAAACCCCCUAAAGAAGGAAGUCCUCAGUAUUCUCUGCUCAAGGAGCUGGAAAUGGUGGUCUCCAGUCAAUACCCAGAGGUCAAGUUCUCAAUGGUCCACAAGAAGAUCAACCUGGCAGAUGACAUGCUGGCGUGGGAGCACGAACGCUUCGGGAUCCGUCGGCUGCCAGCCUUCACGUUGUCCCACUUGCAGUCCCACCGCCUGGCUCAGCGCGCCAGCAUCAUGGACGUGCGGUCAGUGUCCCCCUCCUCUCGCCAUGGAGCGGGAGAGCCCCCUGCUGGGCCUCAUGUAGACUUAAAAAAACUCAGCAGGAACACCAAGGUGGUAGCAGAGGCUUUGGCGCGGGUCAUAUACAACCUCACAGAAAAGGGUGCUCCUGAAAACCUGCAGAUCUUCACUGAACAGAUGCAGGUUCAGGAAGAGCAGCUGUCAGCAGUGGUGGACUGGCUAACAGCGCAGCCCAGAGCUGCUCAGCUGGUGGACAAAGACAGCAGCUUAGUGUCCACUCUGGAGUAUCACCUCGGACACUACCUCAAAGACGUCAAGAGACACUACGUCAAAGCUGACAAAAGGGAUCCAGAGUUUGUAUUCUAUGACCAACUGAAGCAGACAAUGAAUGCUUACAGAGUGAAACCUGCUAUUUUUGACUUAUUGCUAGCAGUCUGCAUUGCAGCUUACUUGGGGAUGAUGUAUCUUGCUAUCCAGAACUUCGGGGUUCUUUACAGUAUUGUCCGCAGAAUCACCCAACCCAAGACAAAGACCCAUUAAGGUGCACAACACUACUUAUGUUUCCAGAUCUCACCCUUUUCUCAAGUCAAGAAACUUUAGCCAGUAAGAACACGUGUGCUGGGCUGAGGAGCUGUUCUCAUGACGGUUUUCAAACCAGCAGAAUCACUUCCGCACCCUUCAUCCCCGCCCACAAACGAUGAUGUCAGAUCCUGUCCUGCUGCCAAUUGAAUCCAUUUGGUCUGAUGGACCAGAAUAAUCAGGAAUCAUUUUUCACUCUUCGACACAAACAGAGCAUUUCAUUACCUGACUCCUUGUGAUGGAUGUAAAGAAUUUGUCCAAAUCUUUGAGAUUAUUUGAGUUUUCGAUGUUGCUGUAUCACCGAUGGCUCCUCAAUCCUCUUCUCAGUAUACUGUAUGACUGGUUGAUCUGCCAAACUGAUGUGUUGUUUCAGGCAGCUACAGGGAGAAACUUACCACACAGGGUUUUAGCCCCAAAUUUCUUUAGAUAAGAGAUCUGCUCCUCUUCUGUUCUGUGAAAGGAAAGGUUUUUAGUUAUAUGGUCUGUCUUUAUACAAUACCUAAACUCCUUUGAAAAAUCCUGCAAAAGUAAUUUGCCAGUAAUCAUUUUUCAUUACUGACUGUGGAGAUAUCCGUCUAAAUCCACAGUCCAUGCUCUGUGCAGUGACACUUUUCAUGUUCGCUCUUUGUAGAAGUGACCCAUCCACAGCUCCUCACAGAAACUCUUGAAGGAAACAAAUACAGGGAUAUUUUCAUUUCAAAAGAACAACAUUUAAAUAUUUUCGAUUAGUCAUGUCCUGUACAAAUGAAAUGAUUAGACAGACAUAUUACAAUCCUGAACUGUUUCUUCUUUUUAUUCAGAUCAUGUCAGUCAUUCUAAUUGGUACAGGGGUAAGUUUGAAUAAAUACUACAAAAGUGUCAUUUCAAAUAAAUAGACUAUCUAAAUUGACUGGUUGCUCAAUGCUUACAUAAGUAAAAAAUUAGAUAAUGAUGUCAAACAUAGAGGAUAGAAAAUAUUUGACCAUUAAUUUUCUUUUAAUAGCCUUUUAGACUUAAUACUCCUUCAUCCCUUACUAAUGUCCACAUACGAGCCUGCAGGCAUUGUGUUGAGACAGACCUGGAAGUAACGUAAAACCCUCCUUUAACAUUCUGUGAAAAUGACUCCUAACACAAGUUUACCAAUAAGACAAGUUUGUCAGAAAUAAAUGUGAAGUAGUGAUAGGUAGUAACCUUGGUAGUGGUUUUAUGAAAUGAAACUUUCAGAUGAAUGGGGAAAAAAAAAAUCCUUGCUAAAUUAUAAUUGUACGUAUCAACCCUCUCCUCCUCCCCCCCCAUCAUAAAAUAGUUCUAGAAUAUUAAAGCUGAAUCAACUUUUCAUUCCUCUUGAUUCUUUUUUAUCACCUAUAUCUGAACAUUGUUACCUGUUACCAUUUGACCUGGUGUGUCUUAUUUGUACUUUUUAAAGAUCCUGAAAUGAUUUCAAGUCAUGCAGUUAAGGUCAUCUGAAAGUUCAUGUGAAGUAAAGGUUUCAAGGUUUUCUGUCUAAUCAGAGCACGUGUGUGUUAAGGGUGUAAAAGUGGAUAGACAACGCGUUAAGAUAAAAAUCCCCCUUUACUCCAUUUUAUCAGUGAAAACAUGUUGCGCUGAAUUUGAUCUUUUGCUGACUGUGGGGAAAUAUGUGAUUGAACGUAAUUCAGACAUUUUUAAAGAAGUGUAAAGACAUUUGUCAAAUGAGUACUGCAGUAUUUACACACUGGAUGCCUUGAAAAGGGUGAUAAAACUUAACAGUUUAUUUUCUCCGCACACAAAAACAAACUUUUAGUGGAGAAAACAUCCUUAAUACUUGGUUGUUUAAUUUCAAGGAUGUUGUUUUUUGUUAAAUAAAUACUGCAGUGUUUCCUUGACCUCAUCUUUGCUCUGGUCUUGCUUUGUUGUGAAUGAACGGUGUUUUGCCUUUUUGUAUGUUCCAUGUUCCUCAUGAUGACCCCCCUCCCCACCAGCUGCCACAAUAUCAAAGACAGGACAUUCUUUAUUAUUUACGUACAUGAGAGAAAUACUGUGGUACAUUUUUAAUUUAUUGAAGCAGUUCUUUGUUUUUUUGUGCACUGAAAUGAACUCUCCUCCGGUCUAAACUCUGUUUCACCUCAUCCACAAGACUUGAUCUCUGCAAUGAAAAUGAUCUCAGCUGUGAUUUAAGAAAUAAAAAAUUGAAAAGAAAAAAACA